Theobroma umbraticum is the source of this 351-nucleotide messenger RNA. RefSeq names its product rapid alkalinization factor-like. Lineage: Eukaryota; Viridiplantae; Streptophyta; Magnoliopsida; Malvales; Malvaceae. Gene Ontology annotation, biological process: calcium-mediated signaling. Gene Ontology annotation, cellular component: plasmodesma. The record is from RefSeq and is a predicted model, not a curated record.
AUGUCUAAUCCCUCUGGUUUUCUCCUGGCCGUUUCCUUUGUCCUCACAACUCUGAUCAUCUCCUUGUCGACCGUCGAAGCAGGUGGUGACCACCACUUGAUCAACUGGGUUCCGACCAAGGCUGGCUGCCAGGGCUCCAUGGCUGAAUGCAUAGCUAACGAUGAGUUUGGUAUGGACUCCGAGAUCAACAGGCGCAUAUUGGCAACCACGCAGUACAUAAGCUACGGAGCUCUGCAGAGGAACACCGUGCCAUGCUCUCUCAGGGGUGCAUCCUACUAUAACUGUCAGCCAGGCGCACAAGCUAACCCCUACAGCCGAGGUUGCAGUGCCAUUACCCGUUGCCGUAGUUAA